This is a messenger RNA of Impatiens glandulifera, 1748 nucleotides long. RefSeq names its product cytochrome b561 and DOMON domain-containing protein At3g61750-like. NCBI's taxonomy places the organism in Eukaryota, Viridiplantae, Streptophyta, Magnoliopsida, Ericales, Balsaminaceae. The coding region runs from base 197 to 1438 and encodes 413 amino acids. The record is from RefSeq and is a predicted model, not a curated record. The transcript has 3 exons.
GAGAGAAACUGUCAAAGGGUUUGGCGGGAACGAUGAUGAUGAUGAUUACCGGCUACCUUCAACCACCGUCACUAUCGUCAUCAUCGUCUUCACCAGCCUAUCGUCAAUCAUACAAUCCUCCCUCUGAAGAAAUGGAUAUGCACUGUGCUCACCUUCCACCAUUACAAAACCUUCGCCAUUCUUCCUUUUCUUCUCAAUGGAGGUCGAUUCGAGAUCUAGGCGACGCCUUUCUUUCUUCCGAUUCGCGGUAUCGUUAUGCUUUCUUGUGGUUUCGUGGCGUCCUUCAAUAAUUUUGGCGGCGACUGAGGAAUUAGAUGUGGAUGUAACCGCUGUUGCAGGACGUUGCAAUGUAGAUCUAUCGUCGUUUCUGCCUCUUCCUUAUGGCGGUGUUAAGGAUAUGGAGUGUAAACCGGUUUGGAAUACGUUCGUUCUCCAGUAUUCUCAGAGCAAAGAUCAUGUCUUAACAGUUGUAUUAUCAGCUGUGUAUACAAUGGGAUGGGUAGGAAUGGGAUUCUCAAGCAAUGGAAAAAUGCUUAAUUCAAGUGCUAUGGUAGGAUGGAUUAACAAAGAAGGAAUAGCUCAUAUUAAGCAAUAUCACUUAAAGGGUUUUCGACAAAGAGAGGUUAUACCAGACAAGGGUAACCUUCCAUUAUCAGACAACGUUCCUACAGUUGUUGCCCUUCGCGGAGCCACAUUGUAUAUGGGAUUUCAGUUGAAGUUUAAUUCUACUUUGUCUCGUCAGUAUAUACUAUUGGCGUUUGGUAGUCGAUACCCCACUGCCAAACACAAGCAUCUGUAUCAUCACGAUGAUAAAACCGCCAUCAUCUUUGACUUCGCUUCAGGUUCAGUUUCGGUUGCACGGGAUAGUGCGGGCGAGACACGAAAGACACAUGGAUCAUUGGGUAUAAUAGGAUGGGGUUUGAUACUUCCUUGGGGAGCAAUAGCUGCGAGAUAUUUUAGACAUCAUGAUCCUCUUUGGUAUUAUCUUCAUAUUGGGAUUCAGUUUACAGGUUUUAUUAUAGGCCUUGCUGCUGCUGUAGUUGGACUAUCACUUUACAACAGAAUGCAUGCAAGUUUUCCGGCUCAUAGAGGAAUUGGUAUCUUCGUCCUUGUCCUAAGUAUUCUUCAGAUAUUGGCGUUUUUCUUACGACCCGAAAAGGAGAGUAAGAAAAGAAAAUACUGGAAUUGGUAUCAUCAUUGGUUUGGAAGAAUAGCAAUUCUACUUGCAAACAUAAACAUAAUAUUGGGUAUAAACAUUGCAAAUGCAGGAAAUGGAUGGAAAGGUGGCUAUGGUUUUCUACUUUCCACACUUCUUAUAGCCACCAUUGUUUUGGAAGUUUUCUUGAGAAUUAAAAGGAGGGAUCAGAAUCAGAAGAACAAUUCAGAUUUCCAAAUCAAUUCUUCUAAACCAAUUCCUCCUGAUCAUUUUACUUUCUAAAAGUAAAUAAUGUAAAUGAUUACGAUUUCAUUUUGUGCUUUCGGUUUUUGGUGGUGAAUAAUAAUUAGAAUUUUGUAAGAGAGGUAGAUAGUUCAAGUGCUGAAAAAUUCAAAAACAGGGGUAAUGUCUAAUGGAAACAAAAAAAAAAUAAGUAAAAAAGAGGAACAAAAUAUGUCAAAACCUUGGAAGCUUCAAAAUCCAUCAACUUAGAUAAAAUAUCGUCUGUUUCUCCAGUCUGCAAUUUGAGAAUAUAUAAUAUUUGAAUCAAGAAGAAGAAAGGAAUAUAUCUUGUAUGAUUUUGUUUGUUUAA